AUGAAGUGGUGGGCUUACUUACUGCCACUGGCUGCCAGCGUGGCGGCCCUGCCCAACACUGACACCAACAAGAGGCCCAGUGACACUUGUGGCUGGCAGGACGAUGUUCGCAAUCGGUUGCGUCGGGAGCCUCACGCCAUCCCGUUCUGUCGCGAUCUACUCCAUAUUCCUCCCCAUCUGGUCACACAGACAACGACAUUGGUGCAGCCAGAAGCCACGGUCACGGCCACCAGUACGAUUCAAGACGAGGAUGAUGGCACGGUAAUCACGGUUACGGCCGAAACCACGGCGACCCAGAUAAAGCCCACCGAUAUCACCACGACGCUGUAUGCGACAACCACCGAGACCAAUACAGUCCCAGUAACUGUGACCGAGUCCUAUGAUGCGACAAUCACGGACGUCUUCACCGAGUUCCUCACUCAGCCCGUCUAUAAGACCGUCACCAGUCCCGUCACCAGGGUCCAGACGGACUCUUAUACCGAUAUCGUCACUCGCUGGACUGCUGCCACAGUCACCGACUGGACCUUUGAGACUACGACAGCGACCUUGAUCAACUCCAUCACCAACUAUGUCACUGUGUUUGUCACCAACUAUGCCACUGUCACUAAGGCCGACAUCGUCACCAACACGCUCACUAAUCUUGCAACUGCCGUUGUCACCAACUUUCACACAAACACGCUCACUCUCUCCUUUACCGACACUGUCACUGCCACCGAGACCAACACGGUGCACUCGACUGCUACUGAGAAUGUGGCGGUAACCGACACGAAAACCGACGUGGUGACUGACGUUCAUACCAACCUGGACCCCAUCACCAACUCGCUCUUUACCACCGUCACUGACCAUGUCACAUCCACGAUUAUCACUGUGGUCACAGAUGGCACCACAAUAACCACCACCGCGAUCGUGACAUUGGCUGCUCCCUUCAAGCGUGAUCUUGGGCAGCAAUCUGGCCCUGUCCCUGCUGCGGCACAGCCCUUCCCCACGCCUUCGGGUCUCAGUGAUAUCCCCGGAAGGAUCUUGUCGAGGGCAUGCUCUGAAUUAGACCUUCCUGCGGCGACUUCCACUGUCCUCGCUACCGAGACUCAGGCCCACUCGACGGUGACCCAAACCCUGACGACUCAUGUGCCGGGAACAGGAGGAGAGACCGUCUCGGUCACAGUCCCCCACACCGACUAUGUAACGAGCAUUUCUACCAAACUUGCCACCGCAUACGGCACAACUACUCUGACUAUUGAUGAGCCGGAGACCAUCACUAAGACCAUCACUGACCUGGCCACGACUUCUGUCACUUCGACCGUGACUGAGCCUACCACGCUCACAGUCACUGAAUUCUCCACCGAGGUAGUGGUCGAUUCCGUGACUAUCGACGUGACUACCGAUGCGACCUCCUCGACAACAUUAGAUCUGACGUCCGUUGAGACGGCCUCAUCCACCCAGGACGUAACCACAGAUGUGACGGCUACCAGCAUCGUCGACCGCACGACUACGCAACCCAUCACCCAGACUGCCGACUUGACCGUCAGCGAGACUGUCACUCAGACUGCAGAUGUCACAGGCACCGAGACGGUCUCCAUCACCGCGACGACCACCGCGACCACCGUAGUCGACCGGACUGAGGUUGCGACCGUCACAGCCACCGCGUCGGUCACUAUCACAGUCACGGCAUCGACGACAGUCGAGACCACCGUUCCCACGACGGUCGAUGUGCUCAGCACCGCCACGAAAACAGCUACCAUCGACGUGACCAUCACCCAGUCCGUCUCGACCACGUCGGUCGUGACUGUCACGUCGACCACGACGCUGCCCGCUCCCACAUGCGGCAUCAACUUGAUCAAAAAUGGGAACUUUGACGGCGGCAGGCCGGAAGAAAUGGGGGCCUCAUUGCCCCCCUGGGCUUGGUCUCCUGGUGGGAACGGAAAGUACUCAUUUGUCCGGGGAAUUACGACGCUUUUGGCGAUAAACAUCUACACCAACACCGCCGGGUUGAACACUCCAUCCAUCUCUCAAACUUUCUCCACAACCCCAGGAAAGGUAUACACGGUCAACUACAGCUAUUUAACCAGCGGUGGAAACACUCAAUCCACCAUGAUAUGCAGCGUCAAUAAUUCGAUCACGUCCAGCAGAGUCAUCAAUAUUUCCUCCAUCAGGGGCCAGUGGCUGCAGGCUUCCUUUGCCUUCCCAGCGACAUCCACAACCACGAUGCUGGUCUGCAAACUCAGCACGACUGUUUCCGCGCAGACAUACCUGAGUGGAUUUAGUGCGUCUACUCCUUGUUGA
Messenger RNA from Aspergillus clavatus NRRL 1, 2280 nucleotides. RefSeq lists its product as uncharacterized. The record is from RefSeq and is a predicted model, not a curated record. Lineage: Eukaryota; Fungi; Ascomycota; Eurotiomycetes; Eurotiales; Aspergillaceae. The coding region runs from base 1 to 2280 and encodes 759 amino acids. The transcript is spliced from 2 exons.